Molecule: messenger RNA, 10025 nt
Organism: Brassica rapa (field mustard)
Lineage: Eukaryota; Viridiplantae; Streptophyta; Magnoliopsida; Brassicales; Brassicaceae
Product: B3 domain-containing protein At2g36080
Molecular function (GO): DNA binding; DNA-binding transcription factor activity
Source: RefSeq, a predicted model, not a curated record
AUUCAUUAGUUUUAAAAAUAAUAGAUUAGUUAGUUAGUUCCUUAAUUUUAGGUAUGAUGUAUAUUUAACAAUUAAAUUAGAUAUAAAUAGAAAUAAUAGGAAAUAUAAUUAAAUAUAAUGGUCCAACCUAGACUAUUUGUAAGUAGAUAAAAAUUGCUUCUGUUUUAAUAGUAUUGAUACUUACGAGCUGAACUGCUAAUUACUAGCUGAUUACUCUCUCCGUUAUUUUUUUUACAGCAAAAAAAAAUGUAUUAUUUUUUAUAAUUUUCAAUUUUCAAUAAUUUUUAACUAAUAGUAAUUUAAUAAAGUUAAUUUUUUAAAAAAAUUUAUAAUUUUUCAUAGAAAACACAAAAAAUACAUUUUUCUGAAACAAUUUUUUUUUAAAAAAAAUCUAUCAUUAAAAUAAAAUUUCUUAGAUUGUUAAUCAGUUAUGAAAUCUCCAACUCUACUCUAAUUUUCACUCUAAAAUAAAAUUUAGAAUAUAAAUGUUUUAAUAGUACUAUAUUUCUUACUUUAUAAUGAAGUAGAAAAUAUGUCUACUCUAAAUAUAGUGUAAUUUUUUUUUUGUCAUCACUUUAUUUUUUACUAUAAAAUUAAAAUAGAGUAUAAUUAGAGUAAACUCGAACUUUAUUAUAGAAUUACUCUAUUUUAAAAUAAAUCAUUGGAGAUGAUAUUACAUAGCGAACAAAUUCAUAUUUUAUUUGACUCCAAAUGAUAAAUUAUUCAUACAAUAAAAGAGAUAUUUUUUUUAUCAACGAAGUGUCUUUCUUCAGUUCAAAAAGAAACGAAGCGUCUUUCUUGCAUUUUAAUGCGAUGCUAGAAAGCCAUGAAACGAGCACUGAUUGAUACUGCAUCACAGCUUGCCUAGCCAAAAGAUUAGGUCAAAGAUUCUAGAUUUUCUUACACAUGAUUAUUUAUUUAUUCUUUUAACUGCUUUUCAAUAGUAAAACUGUGUAUACGGCUUUGAAUUGUCGUACGUAACCCAAGAGACUUGAAUUUUGUAACCGAACCAGAACCAUUUAUAAUGGCUCAUUCGAACCAUACUGGAUUAGGCACAGUUUUGUGAAACACUAGUUUGGCCUCUAAAAUUUUUGGAAGUCUUUUUUAUAAAAAUCAUUAAUAAAUAUUUAUAACUCUAAAAAUAUUUUUUUUUGAAUUCUAAAAAUCUUAAAUCCAAUUUUGAUCCAAACCAUGGUUUACUCGCAGCACGAUUCAAUUUAAUAAUUUUUAUGUUAUGCAGUGUAAGUUUAUAUUAUAUACAUAAGAGUAUAGGUUUACGUCACGGCUUAACAUGACAUUAUUAUGUUAAAAAAACAUGACAUUGUAAGUUGUAUACGUCGUGUGUAUCUGAACCUUAUAGAUAUACCUUUUAAUAUAAAGAGCAUCAUAGAUAUUUAGUAACAUAUACAAUUAUUUACAUAUAAAGUACUAUUUUAUCUUUUUCAAAUUGUUCUAUGUUUUUGAAAAAAAAAAAAAAAAUAUAUAUAUAUAUAUAUAUAUAUAUAUAUAUAUAUUAAUAUAUUUUUAUUAGGUAACUAAAAUGAUAAAAAAAAAUUCAAAAAAUUAUUUGUCUUUAUUAAAUUUUGAUUGGUUAAAAUUGUGAAAAUAGCUAAUUAUAAAAUAAUAUAUUUAUAAUCAAAUUUAAAUAGUUUAAUAAUAUACGCAAAAACUAUAAAAUAUUUUUCUUUUAAACAGAAAAAAUAAUAAGUAAAUAAUUUUUUUUUUGAGAAAAGGCUUUAAGAAAAAUGGAAUCAAAAUGGGUACAUCAAAGCAAAAUCCCAUAAGCUUAGAGCAUAUAUGACCUUCGUGCAUUGUCAAGCUUAUUAGUUUCACUCACUUCCCUUGCCACUAAUCUCAUAUCUUCUUUUUUUCUGGAUCCAAAAAUCUCUCCUCAACUUUUACAAUUUCUUGGAAUUUGUUUGUCUCUCCAAUUUAUCUAUCCAUAUUUAUUGACGAUUUUCUUUGAAAAGAAUCCAUGUUCUUUUUCUGUUGUUCAAAUUAUUGUUUUUUUUUUCUUACACUACUACUGUAUUUAUCUAUUCAAUUUUUAUAUGAUAACAUUUACUAAGAAACAACUGCAGUCUCUGCAGUGUAAUAUUGGCAUGCUAUAUUGCUAUGAUACAUGAUUUAUCAUCAAUAUGAUUUUCGAACACAAAUUAAAUACUGUCUAUUUUGUUGUAAUUUAUUGGUUUGUAAUUGAUAAUUUGGCUUUUUGUGUAAAAACCAUACAGAUUUGUAUAUUGCCUCGGUAACUUUGAAUCUGAAAAUUAAAAUUUGUCAAUAAUUGCUAUGUUCAAUUGGAAAAAUAAAAUACUUUUAAAAAUCAUCUAACAUAAAACCAAAACUUCAGGAAAACGUUAAUUAACUAGUAGAUUUUAAAUAUGUAGUCAAAUUUGAAGGCACAUCUAACCUAUACUAAAAGGAGGAUAUAUUGAUCAGAGAGGACGUCCACGUCAGACAAUAAAAUCCUCCAAUCAAAACAUAGGUAAUUGACACAUCAGAUGACACAUCCUUUCUUUUUCCAUCGACGACCCCUCUUCCUAAAAGUUAUUGUUUCCGCUUCGUCUUCUCUUCUGAACCCCUCUUCGAUCCAGCCUCCGCUUCUGUCAUCUCCUCAACCUCAGUUCCUGACGAUAACUCCGAUCUCAACCACGAGGUGUUCCCCGGAAUGGAGACUGUCUCAUCAAUCUCCCUGAAAGCUCACCAAUCUUCAUCCGACUGCUCAAACCUAGCUCGAAGCUCUUCCCCUUCUUUUCCUUACCAUGGUGAUUGAAAUUUUGAUGUUGAUUCCAAUCUAAAGCCUAAGGUAAUGUAAAGUCCUUUGCUUUCAAGUGUUUCGGGAAUGGGUUCUUUGCCAAGAGAUUGUUGAUUUGAUCAGAUUUAUCUUUGGGGGUUUUGUAAAGUUCUAGCCUUUAUGAUUUGAGCAUUGCUAUGUGUACCUCAAGUAUUGUAAUCAAAGAGAUUGUUGAUUUGAUUUGAUUUGAUCAGAUCUGUCUCUGGAUUUGUAAAGUUGGUAACUUUAUGAUUUGGGCAAUUUACAGAUAUGUAAGACGCAAUCAUUACCGUCCUCUUCAUCUUCUUCGCAAAAAGGCAUCUCCGACGCCAUGGUUUUCACAGAUUCCUUUAUUUUCCACUCGAUAUACAGAGACGAACCUUGAAGAACAAUGGCGACUUCCAAGAUACCACUUUCCGAAUAGAAGCCCGUGCAUUGCAGUCGAACCGUUGUCUCACGCUUCUCCGUUUUGGGAAGAUAUGAAAGUGAAGAAAGAUUGUGAAUUUAAGGACAUGACAUGCCGCUUUUGGAUGAUAAGUUAGUAUUCUACUGAUUUUGUUUUGUUAUUGUUGUUACUUUGUUUCUGUCUUUUAUGGGUCUCAUUUUCACAUAAUCUCUUUUUGCCUACAUGCAUCUCUCAUCCAAGCUUCUCCAUCACCUAAACACAUUCAGACAACUUCUUAGGGAGAGAGCUAUGUAUGGGCUUAGUGGGUUUGAUGUGAUCAGAAGCAAAAACCAUUUCAAGCUUUCAGUUUCAGUUGUUGCGAUCAGACUCUACGAGUUUAAAUUUCUUGCUGUUGCUAAUCCCAUCCCAUUCAAGUUCAGUAAGCUCGAGCAAGUGAUAGUGUUGACAAAUACAAAUGUCCAGUUGCAGGUACAUUUUUCUAUUUUGCAGCUUCUGUUCUCAGUAGUUGAAUACUCAGACAUCUCAUGCCAGCCACCUCUUCUCUUUCAGACAUCAUUGGUUGAUAAGUAAUAUUUUUCCACAGCAGAAAUAUUUUGUUUCAUGUAUUUUGAUCACCACUCCUGUUAAUUUAUAAAUAAACUACUUACUUUCUAAGCAGGAAAAUGAUUGUCUGCUUAUGUGUUUUUGACAGCCUUAACGAACUCUUUUAUAAUAGACUGAAAACUGGUGUUUGUCAGCCUAGAGUGAUGAUAGCGACCAGCAACAAUCCAAAGUUUGUAGGAGGUAAAUGUUCUUGGAAGACAAGCAGAUAUUACCCCACACAUAUUGCAAAAAUGGUUUCAUAACAUAUCUUUCUUUCUUAUAUGAAGCAAGCAAUGGGAGUUGACAUACCUUUUUACCUUGAUUAUGUAGUAACAUUUUUUCCACCUUUUUUAGAUUUUCAAAGCUGUAAUACUUUGCUCAAAUUUGGUAUUGGUUUUCCCUUCCUCUGUGAAGCUCGAGUCCUCUUAUAUUUUUUUGGUAAUCAAUGGACUCUCCAAGAUGAUUCAUUCUAAAUCUGUAGUAAAACCCAACAUCUUAAUCAUUUUAUGACUCACAUAAUUGUACUUUAUUUCUUUGGCAUCAACUUCCACAGCUUUUUCUAUCACCUGCAAAGACCCCAAGUUUGUCUCUUCAUCAAACUAUGCAUAUAGGUGGAUGAAAAAGCUUACCAUUAGCAUUCCCAGGUUUUUUCCCCCACCGAAAAUGAAAUAACCGUUCAACAGGAAGCUCUUUGCUAUCAGCAUUGACUUGAACCGCAUGUAGAAUAACCUACAGAUUUGUUUUUCUUUCUGUUUUCUCUCAAAGUCCCAAAUGUACAAUGCAUCAUAUGCAAGUUAACAGAUCGUUCUGUUAUGCCCAUGUUUUGUAGGUAAUGGUGUUAAGAGUAAUUACCUCUUUGAUGGAUGUGUGCAUGGCUUCAUACUGCUCUUUGGAGAGGAAUGCAUAAUUCACAAAGGGGAUGAGUUCUCCUUCACCAGUGGUUUAAUCGGCUCUUUCAACUCUCUUGCCAGCUUAACUCUCCUAUUUUUCGAGCAAUCCUCUAGCGUCUAAUUUGUUAUUCUGUAGUCUUACAAUUUAGCUAUCAAAAUAUUAUGAUCAUUAUACCAAUCUUGAUUACAACACUAAACAAAGAAAAGAUAAAAACUAUUUUUCUAACAUAAGCUUGCUAAGUUUUAAUAAAAAGAGUAAAAUGUUAUUAAAAGUAUCUUUUUUGGUUAUGCGGAAAAAAGAAUUCAAAAUAACUAUAUGAUUGAUUAGGAACAAAAGGUUGAUAAAAGUGGGUUGGUUUGAAGAAUUUACGUGGUAACUAACAAAAGAAAAAAAAAAUAAAUCAACAAUCUAUAUUUAACAGUAUCUUAAUAAAUCCAUACAUAAAGCUCGCUAAGUUUUCAUAAAGUAUAAGUAAAGUUUUAAUCAAAAAGAGUUAAAUGUUAUAAGUAAAUUUUUUUUUUUGCUUCCGAAUAAAAGAAUUCGGAAUACCUAUGUGAUUAUAGGAGCACAAAAAUGAUUAAAGGUAGAUUUUUUGGAAGACUUCACGUUGUAAUCAAUUAAAGAAAUAAAUUAUAUAAACAAUAAUAUAUAUUUAUAUAUAGUAAAAUAAUUUUGAUUUCAAGUAACCAUUUCCUAAAAAUGAUAAAUCAGAAAUUAACAUAUAACAUAGUUAUUAUAAUAUCUUUUUGUCAACUUUAUUAUAAUUUCUAUAUAAAUAAAGUUGAUCAUUCCUUUUACAGAAUGACACAUCAUCAGCUUUCACAAGUUCAGUCCCACCAACGAGUCAAUAUUAGUGUUAUUGGAUUUACAAAUUAUUUCUAAUUCGACCAUGUUCGGUUAUUACUCCUUAAUCUAUUAACAUUAUUGGCCAUAAAGUUCAUACAACAAAAAAAAAAGUUCAUACACCAAACUGUCAGUGAUGAUAUAUAUGACAGUUUUACACAACAUUGAAGCAUAACCGGCUUCAUCUCACCUCCCCCCACCACCCGUAACCAGGUCACGAUGUAACUUAUUUCAAUAAUGACUCAUAAUUCAACUUAGAAGAAAUAAAAGAUGAUAUAAAACCACAAAAAAAUAACGUAUAGUAUUUAAUGGUAAUUUUUAGUAUUUGGCUACAUGUAUAAUUGUAAGUUUCGUAUUAUAACUGUAAUUUUGAAAUAUUCACUAAAAUUAAUAAUAUAUUUAUGUAAUAUUUUUAUAUGCUAACCCGUCCGUAGGGCGGGCCAAAUCCUAGUAAAUUAUAAGAAUAGAUGAUAAACCGACCCCAACAAAUUUUGAGGGGAAAAUGUUCCUCUUUUUUUUUUUUUGAACACAAGGGGAAAAUGUUCCUCUUGGUUUUAUUUUUCAAGAGGUAUCUUUUUUUUUUCUCUUAUAAACCGAUUACAUGUAAGGUAAAGUGUAAUAGUGGAGACACACUAAUGUCGAAGUGAAGAAAAAUAGUUUACCUGAUAGAUGAAUCUACUUGGAAAUUGAUGAAAUUUCGCGGCGAUCGAGGAUGAGGUACCCCAUUAUCACUUAACCGAUUUAUUAUUUGAAGUACAGAAAUACCUUUUGGUGAACAUAACUUUUUGAAAUUAACUUUUCCUUUUUAGAUUUAAAACUGUCUGACAAUAUAUAUGACGUAUUUUGUUACACAUUAAUCAUUACACUUGAUCCAACAAUUUAUCGACGUUGUGGUUUGCAUUAUCUUUUUCACCAACCUAUGUUUUUUCUUUUUGUAACUGGCUUUAUAUCACCAAUAUAAGUUGUAGUACAGGAUGUUGAAUUUCAACCCGUCACCAGUGUUGAAAAUAAAAAUAUAAUAUUAUCCCCUCUGUCUUUUGAAAAAUGUCAGUUUUAACAUUUUUUCUCGUUACACAAAAAUAUUAUUUUAAAAAUUUUAUUGUAAAUUAUAACUAUUUUUAGUUAAUAUUAAUUAUAAAUUACACUAAUUUUAUAAAUAAUUUUAUUUAUUUUAAAUAAUAUAUAUCAAUAAAAUAUAAUCAAUAAAAUUAUAAAUAUAUUUCAAUCAUUUUCUUAGUCGGUGUGAAGUGAUACUUUUUACGAAGUGGAAGUAAUAUUUUUUGGUAGAGUUCUAGCUGAAAUUUCCUUUAUUUAGAUUCAAUUUGCUUUUGCUACCAAACCGCACUUUAACUUGAAUAAUGUUUACCCAUAUGCAAGGCUUGGGGAGUCUGUCCUACAGAGCAUUUGAAAUUUCCAUGAUAACAAAAAAAAUUGUUUGACAGCUAGAAAUCGACGAUUGAGCUACCCAUAUCAUGCUAGAUGACCAUAACUUUCCAGAAAAACAUACAUUUAUUGUAAAACUCACUCGAUUGUUGUAGUUUUUUGUUUUCAAAAUAUCACUGCUAAUGCUGUUAAUUAAGGUUACAGAAAUAAGCUGAGGAUAUUAUUUCUUAUUCAAGCCUCUAAUAUUGAGUAUAUCUAACCUAUAAUCCCAAGAGUAUGAUUGGAUGGUAUUGUUAGAGUAAUAAAAAUUGGAGUAAAUAUUUUUACUUUCAAUCUCACUUAAAUACAUCCAAUCAGGUUGAAAAAGGUAGAAAAGAGUUUCCACUCAGUUACACUAGAAAACAAAAUAUUUGGUCAGUUAUUACUGAUUUUCCACCACAUUUUUACUCUAGAAUAAUGAAGAGUAAACCAGCGUAACGCAUUAGAUAAUUAAUUCUUUCCACUUUAUUUUUUUAAUUUUACUCUUAUUUACGCUCUGAUGUUUCCAAUCAAACCCCAAAUGUGUGAUCAAAUGAACGAAAACGUUCAAUCUAUAAUUAAAAUAAUGUGGAACUAGAUCUAUAUUAAAAUAACGUUUAAGAUUUUAGUUCAUUUUAAAAAUGUACGAAUUCAAAUUUAGCAUUAAUAAUAACGAUAAAUUUCAUGAGAAAAUCCACAAAUGACAGAUUGUGAUAAAUAUGUCAGAAAAGGGAAACAAAGAGGACAUACUAGUCGGAAAUGCAUAAAACAAAAGGCAAGUAACAAAUCAGAGAAGUUUUUUCAGAGCCUACAAAUUAAAUAGUUUGUUUUGGGUUUACGUAACAUUAUACAUUUAUGAUAUGUAUUCUUAUUUUUGAUUGACAAAAAAGAAAAGAAAUAUAUUCUUAUUUAUUUUAUGUUUGUUUGUGAAGGGGAGAAUGUGAGGAGAGGAUUGAAACACGACUGAAGAGAGAAGGAGCAGACAGUUGAAGACAGAUCUUAUCUCUAUCCCUCCCACGACUCUUCUCUUCGGAAACACAAAGCUAUCUGUUCUUUUAUUUAAAGUAAUUAUUAUCCUGAACAUAUUUUAUCAUUUCACGUAAAAUAAAUAGCCAGAGAAACAAUUUCGAAAUCUUGUGAACUAUACGUUGACAUUAAUGAGAUGUGUCAUGCACGUGAUGGAAAAACUAAAUAAGGAAAGGCUGUACAUAGAAAUCUUCUUGGUUAAGAGACAAAAGAUCUUUUCAAGGCUUUGGUCCAUGCAUGUAUCUGCCUUUCUUUUUUUUUCCCAUGGUUUUCUACCUUACUAUUUGUGGAUUUAUACAUUUCUUCCUACUCUAUGAAAUUCGUAGGGUCACAAAAUUCAAAUUACAACGAAAAUCAAAUAAAUAGUAUUUAAUAAAUUUAUGUAAAACCAAAAAUAUAAGAAAACUGCUCUGUUCAAAAAAAAAAAAACUGUAUGUAGUUAUGCUACCCGUAAUACCAUUGUCGGUAUGUCAAAAUCUAACAUAUUUAAGAAUGAAGUAAUUGGAUGAUUUGUUGGGUGGUGAAUGGAAUGCACGUGCUUGAUAAGUUAAGUUAGUAGUAAGCUAGAAAAUGAAGGAUAAUGCGUUAACAUGUGCAUCAUCCCGACAAAGAAAAUCUCGCAAGCAAAUAUAGAUAUGUACCUACAUAUAUUAUAAGAACCAAAAUGUGAAUCUAUACACCACCCUAGACUACAAGGAAAUAACAAUCCCUAUAUAUUAGAUUUAUAGGCCAAAAGAAAAAAACAACCCCCCCCCCCUUUCAUAUAGUUUGUAUGUUUAUAUUACGGUGAACUUUUUACAUUUAUAUCAGGAAUACUAAAAUAAUUUUCAACGGAUGUCAUAAAUAGGUCCAGUUAUAUACACCAUAUGGAGUAUAUCAAUGCAUAUAUUACACCAGAAACACACACACGCAUAUCUUACACAUUUACAUAUAUAUGAUUUAUAAUAGAAUUAUAGGUAAUUUUUUUUUCUUUGAAACAUAUUCAGACACAUAUUUGUUCAAAAGACAUAUAUAUAGACACAUAUAAAUAGAGGCAGAUAAGAUACAUGUAACCGCAGCAUUGGUAUCUCAAACAAAUAUAUGCCAACUAUCUCUCUCUCUCUCAUCACUAUUCUCCAUUUUUUUGUCUCUCAUUCAAAUGUCAAUAAAUCAAUAUUCAAGCGAGUUCUACUACCAUUCUCUCAUGUGGCAACAACAGCAGCAACACCACCAUCAAAACGAAGUCGUGGAGGAAAAAGAAGCUCUUUUCGAGAAACCCUUAACCCCAAGUGACGUCGGAAAACUAAACCGCCUAGUCAUCCCUAAACAGCACGCCGAGAGAUACUUCCCUCUCGCCGCCGCCGCGGUAGACGCCGUGGAGAAGGGAUUACUCCUCUGCUUCGAGGACGAGGAAGGUAAGCCAUGGAGAUUCAGAUACUCUUAUUGGAAUAGUAGCCAGAGUUACGUCUUGACCAAAGGAUGGAGCAGAUAUGUUAAAGAGAAGCAACUUGACGCCGGCGACGUUGUUCUCUUUCAUCGCCACCGUGCUGACGGUGGAAGAUUCUUCAUUGGCUGGAGAAGACGCGGCGACUCUUCCUCCUCCUCCGACUCUUAUCGCAAUCUUCAAUCUAAUUCCUCGCUCCAAUAUUAUCCUCAUGCAGGGGCUCAAGCGGUGGAGAACCAGAGAGGUAACUCCAAGACAUUGAGACUUUUUGGAGUGAACAUGGAGUGCCAGAUAGACUCAGACUGGUCCGAGCCAUCCACACCUGACGGUUUUACCACAUGUCCAACCAAUCACGACCAGUUUCCUAUCUACCCUGAACACUUUCCUCCUCCGUACUACAUGGACGUAAGUUUCACAGGAGAUGUGCACCAGACGAGUAGCCAACAAGGAUAGAACAAAUACUUCACAUCUGGUCCUUGUGUUUUAGAUGUUGAUCCAAUAAAUUAAGCUUCAUUUUGUAUUACUUAUAGCAAAAUCGUAUUGAUUCUUCGUUUAACCUUUCUCAGCUUUCACUCUCUUCUUUUUGUCUUUCUCUAUGUAUUAGAUUCUUUCUAUUAGUUAACAAUUGUACAAAGUUCUGGAUAUUCCAAAAUCAUAUUUUAUAUAUUAACUCCCAAUUA